Megalobrama amblycephala (Wuchang bream) is the source of this 2591-nucleotide messenger RNA. RefSeq names its product family with sequence similarity 174 member B (gene fam174b). Bases 368 to 772 code for a protein of 134 amino acids. The record is from RefSeq and is a predicted model, not a curated record. The transcript has 3 exons. NCBI's taxonomy places the organism in Eukaryota, Metazoa, Chordata, Actinopteri, Cypriniformes, Xenocyprididae.
UCUCUGGACCCUCCCGGAGCUCUUCCGGGUGUGGAUAAUCCACAUUUCCUCCUGCCGACAACGCAUUCCCAAGAAAACAUCCUGGAUGACGGUCCGAGCUGCGUGUGAGUGCAAACCAAAGAAUGAAACGGAACACUCGAAAGGUGGAAGACAGAUUAUGAGCAGAUACUCGCGAGAUAUUGGAAAUGCUUGACGACCGACUGUGAACUGAGGAAUAAUAUUUGAGAUGUCAGACUCAGAGCAUCAUUUCCCAUCAUUCGUCAAACAGCUGUUGUUCGCAUUUCGAGUUACAGAGCGCAGAGCUUCUUUAUACUGACUCUUUUCAAUAUACAAGACAUUAAGUAAGCGGAUUAAAACGGGAAACAAUAUGUGGGCAUAUUAUUUUGCUAUUGCUCUUAUUGUUAUUGCUCAGGAGGUGAACGGAGAGCCACAUACGCGUCCAUCCUCAGCGCCGCAGCUGAAUUCAACAUUACCCCCACAAGAAGACCAUUCAUCACAUCCUAAUACAACAGAUGAAGCGGUCGGAUCUCGCAUUUCUACCAUUUUAAGGGAUCUUCCUACCAUCAAAAACAUUUCGAUUUUUAUCUGCGUAUUAACAACCUUGCUUAUCACGUGCCUUGUCAUAAAAAUAUUCAGAUCGGCAAAGAAAAUCAGAAAAACACGAAAGUAUGACAUCAUCACAACUCCCGCCGAGCGCGUAGAGAUGGCACCUCUAAAUGAAGAAAACGACGAAGAUGACGACUCAACCCUGUUCGAUGUCAAAUACAGGUGAAUUAAAUUGUGCACUCACCGUUGAAGAGCUCUUUUAACUCCCCCGGAUACCCCUGCGUGUGAACACAUCUAUACAGGGAAUGUGCUCCCUGCACCUUUGAUUUGAUCCAUUUCCUCUGAGCCUUGAAACCUCAAUGGAACCUGACGGCAAAAUAUAUCAAAUGUUUCUUGGUGUAUGCAUCUGUUCUGACAUUCCAAACCAACAUGAAAUCUGAAGUUUUAUGAAAGCUUUUCUGUUGGAAGCACAGAAAGAUAAUCAAAGAUUGAUGUGUGGGGGGGGGGGGAAAUAAAGUGCUCCUAAUGAAGGAGGCACUAAAUUUAGUCCCUCACAAAUCCAUUCCACAAAUUAGUUAUUGCUGUAAUUAUUGCACAAAUAUUUCAUAUUUUUCCUUUACCCCCAAAAACAUUCCAGUUGUUUGGUAAAAAGUCUGUAAUUCAAUAUGCAUAAUUGCUCUUAAAAGUAUCAGGCAGCUUGAACAUUUCUGUCACAGUAUAACAUAUUGAAGCUAUUAUUUUUGGAAUGUAAUGAUAUCAAAACUUCAAUAUUUUUUUUAUUGUAAAAAUUCCCUAAAAUUAUCACAAUUAUUAAUUUAAAUAUACUAUACACAGAGCUCAAAUAUUUGGUUUAAAUUUAAGUGAUUUAGCUGUGCUUGAAUCAGCCCAAUGCUUCAAAUGAAAUAAGUUAUGACGAUGUUAAAUGGAUGUUUAUGCUCCAAUACUGAAAAUGUUUUUUGUUCAUUUAUUAUAUACUAUCAUCUGUAUAUAUUGUAUGCAAAUUAUUCAUCUGAAAUAGUUUAUUUUUUAGAAAGGAAAAAAACAUAUUUUGAUUUAAUAAGAGUAAUAUGUUUCAAACGUCCCUAUAUUUUGAGAAUUAUUAAUGUACUAACCACUAAUUGUGCAUAUUUACUGUAUAAGGGUUGAAUGUAUGUGUGAGAGAGGAUGUGUGUGGAGUUGGGAGAAUACUGUUGCCAUGUUGCUGCUCUCUGAGGUUGAGGAUUGUUUUUUAUUGUGUCGCAUAUGCACACCUCUUUUUUUUAAUUAACUGGUUUUUACAGUGGAAAACGACAGUGCCACACAUCAUGAAGGGUUUAAACAUGAAAUAUUUGAAGAGUAUCUUUAAAAUAUCUUAGAGCUACAGUGAUAUAUUGAUGAUAUGUUAUACUUUGUGACUUUUCCUUAAAUUCAGUGUGACUUUAUCUUAUCUUGAUGCUCCUACUAGAUGUCAAUGUGAAGGACUUGUGUCCAGCAUCUAAGGGUCAAUAAGAAUUUUAUUGAAUUAUAAAUUAUGGUGUAGCUGUUCUUUUCUGACUAGUCUAAAACUGAAGUCAAGAGUGUGAUUCUCUCUAUGUCUCUAUUCUGUCUUUGUUCAAAAUGUUUCCAAUUGCCAGGUGUUGUAUUUCAUACAAAUCUGAAUUCAUGCUUUGAAGAAAAGGAAUAGGCAGUGAAGUAAAGGAAUAUGAAGUAAAAUGUGUUAAAUGCAAACAAUUGCUGAAGUGACUGCAAAACGGUUGAAAUUAAGUGUUAUUUCUGCACUGUUUUUCCCUUUAGUAUUCUGCAAUAAUUGAACACGUCUUAAAACACAUGCUUUAAUCUUCUCCUGGUUUUGUCUGGCAUGUUUGUUAGUCUAAACACUGGACAAAAAAAAAAGUUUUGUUAUAUCGACAACCACUUUUCUUUCCAAAGAAAACUAUGUCUGAGCUAAUUGUAAAUGUUUGUUUUGUUUCUGAAGAGUAUCAGAUCGGUAAAUGUACGUUUCUUCGUUCUUGAUUAUUAAAGUAAAUCAAUUUCUAAAUGCAAUAAAUAAAAAUCUUAAAUGAAAA